AUUUCAUUUUAACUAACAAAACAAAAAUAAAGAAAAAACUGAUUUUCGUCCUUUCGAUUUUAAGCCCUUUUCGUUUUAAUCCCCAUAAUUUUGACACUAGACACCAAAACUUUGGUACUUUUUAGGCUUCAGUAACAUUGUAUGCAGAUGACAGCCGUAGCAUCCCCGUGGUCCAAGACUAUUCAAAACAAAUCCUAGUGUGAUACUAGAAAUUGUUAUUAUUUUUUCGUGUUGAAUGUUUAGAGCAUACCGAUUCCAUAACAAUUAUGCUAAUAUAACCCUUCGUUUUGUUAUUAUCACCCGCCCGGGACUAGAUGAAACAAUUCAAACUGAAAUCGACUAAAUAAAAUCGUGAUGCAUACCUUGUCAAACACGUUAAAGAAGUUUGGAAUAUCAGUAAAUUUAUCUUGGAUGUAACCCCUAAAGUGAGUUUGACUCAUUUUUGAGAAGAAGUGACGCCUUAGUUGAAUUGAGCCACUUGAAGAGAGUGGUUCGGUUGAGCAAUACAGGAUAGGUCGCCAUGUUUCAGGGUAGUUUUGUAAAGCUUAUAUUUGCUUGUGCAUUCUUGCUAGCGUUUGGAAAUGAAGAUAAAUAUUUCAGGGUAUACGAAUCAUACAUGUUAACUAUUAAAAAAGGAGGAGUUUACAAAGAACCCCAAAAAGAAAGUAACGAUUCAGGUUAUCGACGAGAAUUAUUUCCUGAUGUUACUAUGGCUCAAUUAAUGGCGAGAAGUAGAAAAAGCAUCGAGCCAAUUACGUGUGGAAAAAAGAAAAUUGUGGCCCCAAACAACCAAACUGACUCGUAUCAUGGUCAAUUCCCUUGGCAUGCAGCAAUAUAUCAUUUUAGAAAGGGUCAACAUCUGGAAUUAACGUGUGGUGGCACGUUAAUAGGCCAAAAAUUUAUUCUAACUGCCGCCCAGUGUACAGUGGAUGAAGCUGGUGAUGAAAUACUGAAAGAAAACAUUCUAAUAAGAUUAGGAGCAGGUUAUUUUAAUUUAAUGAACUUGACAAUAGAAAAAUAUCGAAGAGUACGACAUAUUCACAGGUCAGAUACAGAAAAAAAAGAAUUUGAGGCAAAUAUAUUUAUAUUGGAGAUGAAUAAAGAUGUAGAAUUUAGUGAUUUUAUUCAACCAGCGUGUGUUUAUCGAAAUACUUAUUUCACUACAUUCAAUUUUACGAUACCAGUAUGGCGGCCAUCAAAUGUGAACAACACACAUGUAACAAAACUGAGAGGCAUUCAACAAGAUGUAACUUGUGCUUUAGCAGUGGAUUUUAAUAGAACUGAUUGCGCUUGUAGUUGGAUUGAUGGUGAUUUAAACGACAUUGGAAGUGGAUUGGGCUUCGAAUCGAGUGGCUCGUGGUUUUUAACAGGAGUUGUAGCUAUUGUGCCCUUGCACCGCUUCCUUUCUAAAAGAAUAAUGUGCUGGGGUUUAAACUAUGCAAAUAAACUUGUGCAGUGGAUUUAUAAAAUAACCAAAAUCGCUUACCUGAAAAGCACUGUUUUUAAACCUGCGCGUGAGGUAGACUCUACGAGACAGCAUUUAGGUAUUUUACCACGGCAUUGUGGUAGUUUCAUACCCAAGAAUAUCUUAACGGGAAAUGUAACUAAACCCUUGCAAAGUCCGUGGAUGGCUAUAAUAGGGGAGCGUGACAUCGAGCUUGACGCAAUACAAUUUCGAGGAGUAGGAACACUUAUAAGUAAACGCCACGUCUUAACAAGCUGUGCCUGCAUUGUAUCAGAAUACAUUGUGGUAAGACUGGGGCUGAUCUCUUUAGAAGGCACAGAAGAACUUGAUAUCCGUGAUUAUGAGGUAGAUUACGUCACCUGUCAGCCAACGGUACAGAAAAAUGAAUCACUCUAUUCGGUCGCUUUGAUUCGACUCGCAUAUGAUGUCACUUUUGAAGAUCACAUACAACCGAUUUGUUUGGCUGGGGCACCAACAACCGUUCAGUCAAAGCCUUUAAUCAAUCAGUCAACAUACCUCAUCAUCGGUUGGAUUGCUAACACUACGUCUUUGGGCUUCGUUUCACCUACUCUAAAAAAAGAAUUAGUUAAAAUCAGGAACAUAUCCAAUUGUGAUGAAGAAAUCGAGCGCUAUAGUUUGGAACCCAAUGGAUUUAUCUGUACAAAACUUAAAAAAAGUAUGUUUCAUGGCAUAGGACAACCACUCGGUUAUCCGGUAGAACAAGACAACGGAAUAAGAUUCGUACAGUAUGGUAUAAAACUACUGUCAACAACCAAACUUAACAUAAACAUUUCUUAUCACAUAAAUUGGAUAUUGACCAACAUGAAAGAUGAUGAUUAAUCUGUUAAAAAAGUUGUUUGUCAAGAUAUACAGCAACCAGGAAGGUUGAUGUCAUCGGAUUGCAACAUUUUUGAAAUUACAGACCCAAUCCUGAAAUGGUAGUAUUUUGACAAUUGUCAAAUUUUGUUGUAAAUCCUUUAGGAGACUGUUGUUUAGGGAAACCACAAACAGCUUAGUGCUUUAAGCUCUGGUUAACGUAAUAACCGAUUAUUUCAAAAUCUGACAAAUAAUAAACAUAAUUACAUUGUAGACUGAAAAAAGCUAUUGAAACCAAUGUUAUGUUUCAUAAAAUUCAAUUCUUUUUCGAAAGUCCCCAGUUAAUUAUGAGGCUGCUUAAAUAUUCCAACGACUCGCAAAUAGUUAUAUUUCGUCUCCCGAGCAGACAAUUUCCAACCUUUGAAAGAAAAUCGUCCCACUGUCUAAAUAAACCAUUCCUCACCCGCAAGAUUGUAAACAUCGAAGCAAAGCAAGAUUUCCCUUGCUCCCUGGAGAUUUUAAAUAUUGCAACGUGGUCGACCGGUCGAUUCCGAGCUCAUCCCGCACUGCACUGGAAGGAGCUUACCGGAGGAGGGGCGAAAACCGAUAAAAUCUCGCAAAACUGCCAAAUUUUACAACCCUGACAGACUAGCUUCCGCAAGAGUGCAAGAAAUCGAUCCUUUUUGGAAACAUAUAAAGUUCAAUACACGAUUGAUGCGCCCCCGUCCGUUGGGGUGAUAAACGACCUUUCUGACCUGGUUACUGCGGGGCUGGGGAAUUCUUCCGGAACAGUCCCCGGCAAAAGGUUCGCCGGUAAGUGAUACGGUCCGGUGACCGGUGACCCUUGCGGCCAGUGUGGGGUGGAAAAAUCAAUAGGAAAAGAUGUUGGUUUUUUUUGUUGGUGCUCGUCAAACUCUGUUUGGCCAGUAAACGAAUUUACAACGAUUUCUUAUGAAUUAUUCGGGCGGUUUUGCCACUCAGGCAAAACGAUUUAUGGCUUUGUGGUGGACGGUGCUGAUCUGUGUGAAAAAAGAAAGAUGUUUUUGAAAGUAAAUUUGAUCGAACAUAAAAAUUAAGUUAUUCAAAUAUAGCCAUGUAAAAAUAACACACAAUUAUCAUCAAACCCUAUCGAUUACCCAUUUAGAAGUUCGUCAAAUUCCACCACUUAUGCUUGAUUUAUGGGUUAUCCAUAUCAUUUCACUACUAAAUAGUUGAUUGAAUUUCCCAUCCUCUUUGAAGUGCCUCAGUCAAUUAUCAUACCAAACGAGCCAUCAAGUAUCCCCUCUUUACCGAAAUGGCGUCCCAUAAAGAGGUCCCCAUCAAUAUGGGUGGGAAACCCUUUUCUUCAACCCACUCCUAGUGUGUUCACCUCUAACCAUUUCGAUUAUUUCUUAAUGACCGGUGGAAUGCCUUCAUUCCAGCUCGGACUCGGACUAAUGUAUUCACAAAACGGUGGCAAACAAUGUGGCCCAGCCAAACAAUACUACCUCUUUGUGCUACACAACAGAGAGAAAGAGAAAGCAAUUCCAUUCAUGGUCCAUAAAUGGAGCUUCCAAAUGGGAAUCAUCAUCGGUUGGUAUUGUCGGUAUCCUCGUCGUUGUCGAUUGAGUAUUCUCCGGAGAUCACACCUCUUCAUUAUUGACACCUUGAUUUGGAGGGGGGUUUCCAAGUAGGAUAAUUUUUCAGAACAUUUACCUGAUCAAUGGCAAUUCAAGACCUUUUUCAAAGUUCUUUGUCAUAUUGGUCAUGCGUAACAUAACCACC
Culex quinquefasciatus (southern house mosquito) is the source of this 4045-nucleotide messenger RNA. RefSeq lists its product as uncharacterized. The transcript has 3 exons. NCBI's taxonomy places the organism in Eukaryota, Metazoa, Arthropoda, Insecta, Diptera, Culicidae. Gene Ontology annotation, biological process: proteolysis. Bases 521 to 2305 code for a protein of 594 amino acids. The record is from RefSeq and is a predicted model, not a curated record. Gene Ontology annotation, molecular function: serine-type endopeptidase activity.